UCUCCAGAGCGCCAUAUGGGGGUUUCAGACCGGUAGGAGGGAUUUGGGGAGGUGGGGAUGACCCUAGGAAGUCUUGAUAAGUGUCGAGGGUUUUGAACUUUUGACAAGGGGAGGAGCCAGCGUGGUGUGUGUGUGAGAGAGAAACAAGGGCUCCAAAGUCGAUAGAGGAAGCUCUUUCAAGCAAUCUAGUUCCAACCACCAACAGCACCAGAAAACCACCCGUUUAUAUCCAAAGGGGAAAAAGAGAAGGAAAGUUGGGCGAAAUUAAAAAAUUUAAGCAAGAUUAAAGGAGCCCCACGCUCUUCAAGGAAACCAGGUCGAGGACCCGGAUCCAGGAUGAGCGCGGCCGGAUCUUCGCAUCUGGGCAUGUUUACGGAAAGCGAGCUGAUGUCCGUGGGCAUGGACACGUUCAUCCACCGGAUCGACUCCACCGAGGUCAUCUAUCAGCCACGCCGCAAAAGGGCUAAACUCAUUGGCAAAUACCUAAUGGGGGACCUCCUCGGUGAAGGAUCUUAUGGCAAAGUGAAGGAGAUGCUGGACUCGGAAACCCUCUGCAGGAGAGCAGUCAAAAUCCUCAAGAAAAAGAAACUCCGGCGAAUCCCCAAUGGGGAGGCCAACGUGAAAAAGGAAAUUGAGCUCCUGAGAAGACUACGGCACAAAAACGUCAUCCAGCUGGUAGAUGUAUUAUAUAACGAGGAGAAGCAGAAAAUGUAUAUGGUGAUGGAAUACUGUGUAUGUGGAAUGCAGGAGAUGCUUGACAGUGUGCCUGAGAAAAAGUUUCCGGUCUUUCAGGCUCACGGGUAUUUUUGCCAGCUGAUCGAUGGGCUAGAGUACUUACAUAGCCAAGGUAUCGUCCACAAGGAUAUCAAGCCAGGGAACCUCCUGCUCACAACCGACGGGACGCUCAAGAUCUCCGACUUAGGGGUAGCGGAGGCGUUACACCCAUUCGCAGAGGAUGACACAUGCCGAACGAGCCAAGGGUCACCAGCAUUUCAGCCGCCCGAGAUAGCCAACGGCCUCGACACUUUUUCGGGCUUCAAAGUGGACAUCUGGUCCGCCGGGGUCACGCUAUACAAUAUCACGACUGGUCUGUACCCCUUUGAAGGUGAUAACAUCUACAAAUUAUUUGAAAACAUUGGCAAGGGGGAAUACACGAUUCCCGAAGAUUGUGGCCCUCCACUCUCUGACCUCUUGAAAGGGAUGCUUGAGUACGAACCAGCCAAGAGGUUUUCAAUACAGCAGAUACGGCAGCACAACUGGUUCCGUAAGAAACAUCCCCAGGGGGAGCCUCUGGUCCCCAUCCCUCCCGGCCCAGAAACCAAGGACCGGUGGCGGAGCAUGACGGUGGUGCCUUAUCUGGAGGAUCUGCAUGGCUAUAAUGAGGACGAGGAUGACGAACCCUUGGACAUGGAAGAUGAUGUCAUCUAUACUCAGGACUUCACAGUCCCAGGACAGGUGCCUGAUGAAGAGCCCGGUCAGAAUGGACCGGGCCCUGGUAGCCAGGAACCACCCAAGCCAGUGUGCAUGAACGGCACGGAGACCGCCCAGCUGAGCACCAAAUCGAAAGCCGAGCGCAGGGCCAGCGCCUCCUCCAACCCCUCCCGCAAGGCUUCCUCUUCCAGCAGCAAGAUCCGCCGGCUCUCGGCCUGCAAGCAGCAGUGACCCCUUCCUGGGCGGAGGAGGGAGGCCGCCGCCCUCACAGGCCGGCGCAGUGUCCUUGGACGUUCCAAGUGUGUCUGACCACCAACUGAUGCAAGAUGACCUGGGGGAUUUCCCCCACCCCCUUCCGGGAACGAAGCCCCCCCCGUUCUCUCUGGUCAGCGGGGGACCGCUGACCCCCGGUCCCGGGCCGCAAAGAGGAGUCGGGCGCCAGAUGUUCCCUUUGGCCAAUGGCCACCAAGUUCAUUUUUAAGUUCACAACUGGGCACUGCCCCUUUCCCCCUCUGCAUCCCCCCCAGAGUGAGGCAGGGGGCAGAGAGAGCGAACCAGGGCGGGCGGCCCUCUUCUUCACGGCUCCUGCUCCUCUCCUGGCCGCGUAAAACUUUUUUGUGCAAAGCCAUCUCAAUGCACUUUAUGUUUUAGACUACUGGUAUCUCUCUUGGGUUUUGUUUUUACUUUGCAAUAUAUUAGAGACUUUUCUCCACAUCGUUAUGUGUUUCGAACAAACCACAACCCCACAAAAAGCAACAGGUAUUAAAAAAAACUUCCUAUUAAACUACGUUGCAUGCUGUACAGGGCUGAGCAAGGGGUAGAGGGGAGAGGUGCCCAGGGCCUGGAAUUAUUUUCUUUCUCUCUCCUUUUUUUUUUUUAAUUAAAAGGAAAAAAAUAAAACGGAGAGCUGUG
Ornithorhynchus anatinus (platypus) is the source of this 2343-nucleotide messenger RNA. RefSeq names its product serine/threonine kinase 11 (gene STK11). Gene Ontology annotation, biological process: regulation of cell growth; intracellular signal transduction; glucose homeostasis. Gene Ontology annotation, molecular function: ATP binding; protein serine/threonine kinase activity; protein kinase activator activity. NCBI's taxonomy places the organism in Eukaryota, Metazoa, Chordata, Mammalia, Monotremata, Ornithorhynchidae. The transcript is spliced from 11 exons. Bases 337 to 1662 code for a protein of 441 amino acids. The record is from RefSeq and is a predicted model, not a curated record. Gene Ontology annotation, cellular component: cytoplasm.